This is a messenger RNA of Halichondria panicea, 5024 nucleotides long. RefSeq names its product protein still life, isoform SIF type 1-like. Bases 102 to 4889 code for a protein of 1595 amino acids. Gene Ontology annotation, biological process: small GTPase-mediated signal transduction; positive regulation of axonogenesis; activation of GTPase activity. The record is from RefSeq and is a predicted model, not a curated record. NCBI's taxonomy places the organism in Eukaryota, Metazoa, Porifera, Demospongiae, Suberitida, Halichondriidae. Gene Ontology annotation, molecular function: protein binding; guanyl-nucleotide exchange factor activity. The transcript has 39 exons. Gene Ontology annotation, cellular component: membrane; synapse.
AAGUGGGCGGAUCUCAAUGUCAAUGUGUCCAACAUAAUUUAUGUACUUGACAGAGUUAGUUUGUGCUGCUGCUGUAGUACUAGUAGACUUGUGUGGCUGAGAUGGGGAGCUGUGUGGGUAAAGCCCCACGAACCACCAGCAGAGACUUGAACAGCAGUUCCUCCAAGCCUGUAGAGAGAGAGGUCGUGUUGAAGGCAGUCUCUCAGGACCCAGAGGAAGGUCGUCUAAUCACAAAGUUGCUAGCUGAUGUAAAUAUCCUGAGCUCAGAUGAUGGCCCAUUGAGAUGGCAGUCUCUAUUCCACGGCUUGGUUCCAGUGUCUCUGUUUUGCUUCAAACAAGGGACAGUGUACUCGUACCGAGUGUCGGCCACUGGAGUGGAUGGAACAUCAUUCAGCACUCACAUCCACAUACCAGGCACUAGAGUCAGAAAAACCUCAGCAUGCUUCAUACAGUGGAGAGAUACUGAAAUUGAGGGUGGCUGGGGUCUCAACUUUAUGACUGAAACAGACGCCAUGAAAUUUCUUGAAGGAUGCUCACCCCCCACAUUGACCCCCACCUCUGAGAGACUGAGGCAUGCACUGUCAACCCUUUCCCUGUCACUGCCAAUUCCAGAGCCACCCUUAAGCAGCGAAACUCAACUGGAUGAGGUCAUCUUACAAUCAAGAAUUGACAAAGAAGAAGGAGUUCAUAGAGUUCUUGACCUGACCACUCCGACCUCGAAUAGCCCCCCUUCCCCGUAUGAUGUAGAGGCACUGUCUCCUUCCAUGAGUCCAACGUCCCAACGGAGUCUAAGCGAUGAAGAACACAGCCUUUUUGAGCUCUCAUCCUCACUCAAAAUGAUCACCAAUGACUUUACCCUCCCGGACAUUGAAGAAGAGAGUGAGGGCACUAGCAGACCACUGAGUUUAUUGAGUGAACAAGAAACUGCUAGGAUUCACGAACCAGACAUUAGGUAUAGAGAACACUCACGAUCUGCCAAAGCAUUCAACAGGAGGAGUUUUGAUUACACACGACAUAGCUUUGAAGAAGCUGGACUAGAUGUGAUUGAGACAACAUUUGAUACUCUCAACCAGCAGUCCUGUGAUCCACUACUCAGCAAGAUAGUUGACACCUUGUCAGAAAUGUCAACCUCGUUUGAAGAAGAAAAUGUUCUUCCUGAGGCACCAUUUUUACCCAUUAGUCCACCUCCUGGUCCACUACUGUCCCCUCGAUACAGCAUGCUACUAGCUGCACUGGAGGAGAGUAAGGCAAACGCUCGUACUGAGGCAGACAAAAAAAGAGCAUCAGCAAUGAUCAACCGUCUAUCAACAAUCAGCUUGGCCGACGAUGAACCACCACCACUACCCGAGACCUUACCCCCUGGCAAGAUGAUGUCACCACGGAAUAGUAAACUCGUAGCAGCACAAGAACAAUCACACUUAGACCUCAGUAUCUUACUGUCUAAAAUGACCACAAUUUAUGAUGAGAAAAGGAAUACAAGUGCGGCUAGUGUUUCCGAGACCUCGCCACAAAAUAGUCCAACAGUUGCUGAGCUAGAAGAUGAUCAGAUACUAGCUCUCUUACCACCCCCUGACACGACGGAGGUUGGAUUUGAUGAGGUAGUUGAACGGAGAAAAUCCAUUCUGAAACUCACCCCUUCGUUCCUUCGAAACAUUGAACCUCCACAAGAAUUUACUGUCAGUGGUUUGUCAGAGAAUAAUGAAAUAGCAGAUCAGAAUCAAGAACUUUCCUAUCGUAAAGACAGCUCGACUACAGCAACAACUUUUAGUGAAGAGAAACAGAGUAGCAGCCAGAUCUCGAUUGGCCAGGAUGAGGAUACUAGUAGUCUCAGUACCAAGGCUGGAGAGAUGGAUGGGCAAGGUGCAACUGCUGCAGCCUCAGGCCCUGGUAGCGGGGUCACAGCUGAACCCACCAUUAGAAAGACAGGGUGGCUGGAAUUGAAGCCAGUACUAGUUAGCAAGAACCGUAAAGUGGGGAACACAGCAAAGACAAAGAGAAAGUGGAAGAAGUACUGGGCAACUCUGAAAGGAUUGCACCUACUACUGCAUCAGUGUGAUGAUGAGUCCUCACUUAGAGAGGAUGCUCACAUUGACUACAAACUUGAUCUUGAGCUGUGUCUUGUCCACCCUGUACAUGAUCAUGUGAAGAGAGAAAACAUAUUCUGUAUCACCACUGCUAAUGGAAAUGCGUACUAUCUACAGGCACUUGUUCAAUCUGAAGUAGAUGAUUGGAUAACUACCAUUCACUGUGCUUCUGCUGCUGCAAUCACUAAGCAAGUAGGCAGAGAGGAAUCAAUCAAGGUCCUUAAGAAAAAGAAGGAAAAACUCGACAAGUCUAUUGAGAAGGAGAAGCAAUUAAGGAACAUGACUGAGCUCAAUCUCAGCACAGCCUCUGACCACACUGCUAAAACCAUGGGAACAGACCAGGUGCAGAUAUGCUCUGAGAACAUUGAGAAGUUCAGUGUGGAGCUCUAUCGACUGCGUUGCUAUACAGCCUCCCUGGAGGGGGCAGAGCUCCCAAACCCUCAGACUCUUCUCAGCUCCGUCUCCAAGCAGACUAAGCUGGCUCUGGGGAGAGUGGGAAUGUUCUCUGUGUCCGCUCUCACUGCACAGGUCAAUGCUCGUCAUGGACUGGCUUCAUCGUUGAGUACUCCAGCUCAUUCAAGUCCUCCACUCUCUCGAAGGAACUCAUGGAAAAGAGUUAAGCCAUCAACUCCCAAAGGUCAAGUUACAGGGAAAAGUCUGAGAGCAUUGGGGAUAUCUGAUCCGCUGCCAAUGAUAAAGCCCAAAGUAUCAGCAAUCUCUCUCCUCACUAGCAACUAUGACUCAUGUGACCAGGACACGACUGAUGUGGAGGAUCUUCAUGGCCACCUGGAAACAGAGGGUUCUCUGGGGGAGUCGGAUACAGGUCUAAACAUUGUCAGUGUGGGCGUACCCUCUGGGAGGCGCACUCAACUCAUAGUACGCAAUGACAUGACUGUCAAUGACAUGCUCAAGGUCAUCUCUGAGAAGCAUCAUUUGAAUUGUGCUGACCACUAUGUGAGGCUAAAGCUCUCAACAAGUGAUGGCGUAUAUGGAAUCAUUCCGGACAAAGAGGAGUUUCUUGUUGACUUGAUGUACACAAGUAUAGAUGUAUGCCAGAAAUUGGUACACACAGUGACCUUAACAAAGGACAACAUUGAUGCUCCUGCAUUUGGUAUGAACCUCACUCCCUACUGGGGUGAAGAUGAGAGCUUGGGUUCUGUUACUGUGACAGCAGUACAAGAUAAAACAGUCGCUCAGAGGGAGCGAUUGAACAUUGGAGAUGAAAUAAUGCUCGUUAAUGACACUAGUAUCACUGAACUGGGCUGGAGUCAACUGGAAAACUUGCUCCAUUCGGCCACCACCCUCUCUCUAACUGUACGGACAUGCUUCAUUGAUCCACCUCUGUCCAGUAACACAGCGGCACAGAUGAUGGACAGUCUGAUAUGCCCUGCCCCGCCCACAUCAGGCCAUCCAGAACUCUCUGUAGAUAUGCUGAAACUACUAACUGUACCCAAUCCCGAUUCUGACAAUGGCCUCUCCUCUGGAUCCACGCACGGUGUCUCUGGGGAGAAUCUGGAACAGCUGAUGAAGCACUCCAAGGAUAUGUCAAAGUUGUUGCGUGUCUGGAAGAUGCAGGAUACUUCUGAAGACAGCUCUCCGUGGACAAAAGAUGAUAAGCUGAAGAAGAGUGCAUCGGACUUGCUAGAAACCGAAGCUGAGUAUAUUAGAUAUCUCAAUGUACUACUGGAGCGCUACCUUCACCCACUUCAAGGGGAGACCAUUCUUUCUAAGGAGGAUGUGGAGAUCCUGUGUGGCGAUAUCAUUCAGCUCGUGGAGGUCCAAAAGGAGUUCUUCACUUUGCUAAAUGAGUCGGUGUCCUUAGUGGAAAAGGAUAUGCAACCUUCAACUCUCAAGCAAAUGGUAGAAGGAAUUGCCAAAACAUUUCUUGACCAUCAAAGUCAUUUUCGAGAGUACUGUACUUUCUGUGCUAGUCAUCAAAAGGCUCAGGAACUCACUGCUCGAGUAGAGGACCAGCAGCUGCAAACGUUCCUAGAGGCUCGCAACCCUCAACAAGACACAUCACUCAGCCUGAGCACACUGCUGUCAAAGCCGAUUGUGCGUAUCUCAAGAUACCCUCUCUUCAUGGGAGCCAUUCAGGACAGUAUUGACAAGGAGAAGGAAGAGAGGAAAUCAAUUAAAAAGGCUAUUCAAAUGAUGUCCACUGUGGCGAACCACAUCAAUGAGAUGCAGAGAGUAUGUGAGGCUUAUCAACUAGUGUUUGAGUCUAUGUUGAAGUCAUCUCAAAUCACUGAGGUUCAAUUAAACAUCAACAUAUCUGAGUUGAAAUAUUAUGGGGAAGCCAAGUGGUUGAAUCCGUCGGUGGAGAACCUCUCACGAGGGCUCAGGAAAGGUCAAGGUCCUGUAGUCAAUUGUUUUGUGUUUAAGUCUGUAAUCAUACUCAUGUGCAUUGAGAAGAGACAAAAACGUAAAGAAAGCAGGGGAUUGAGGGAAAUCACUGUAUUGGACGAUGACAUCAGAUACAAAGCUUUGUUGCCGUCUGUCUACUGCAAAUUGCAUGACCUUCCAAACUCAGAUGGAGUCUCCAAUAUGUGGCAGAUACAAUAUCGGCCAAGGUCUGGUGCUAUGGUGGGAAACAACUAUCUAUUUCGGAAUGUUGAUUCUGAGGACAAGUUGGCGUUCAUUCGAUGGAUAGACUAUGUGACUACAGACCAGAGGAGGAUGUACGGGAGCUCUGCGUGUAGUUCAGGACACUCCACCCCCACCCUCACAUCCCCACACCACUCCCCCUCUCUCACACAGCUGCCAGCUCGACGAAAUAGAUCUCUCUCACCACUCUCUCAAUGACUGUUCCUUUAAUUUGUAAAUCAUGACUGUUCAUCUGUUUUAACUAUUAAGUAUAAUUAUAAUAUAUGUCAAACAUCAAGAGUUUAAGUUAUGAAUACAUUUGUACCAUACAAUAAUUUUACUAUACAUACGAGA